This is a messenger RNA of Tupaia belangeri chinensis (Chinese tree shrew), 1642 nucleotides long. Its product is annotated as zinc finger protein with KRAB and SCAN domains 7. The record is from RefSeq and is a predicted model, not a curated record. Lineage: Eukaryota; Metazoa; Chordata; Mammalia; Scandentia; Tupaiidae. Gene Ontology annotation, cellular component: transcription regulator complex; chromatin; PcG protein complex. Bases 140 to 1642 code for a protein of 500 amino acids. Gene Ontology annotation, molecular function: RNA polymerase II cis-regulatory region sequence-specific DNA binding; DNA-binding transcription factor activity, RNA polymerase II-specific. Gene Ontology annotation, biological process: regulation of transcription by RNA polymerase II. The transcript has 2 exons.
GUGCUUCCCAGUCUGGUCCCUUGCAGGCCUGGCGCCCUUACACCUUGGCUGUGCUGGCUCGUCACUCAUCCAUCUGGUCUCUGUCCACCCCCCUCGACUGACCAUCUCCCCCUUCAUCUUUCUGUCACUGAAGGGAAAAAUGAGCUUCCUCCCAUUCUCUGUUCUCAGCGCGCCGCCCCAUCCCUUAGCCGGGGAUAACAGGAUGGAGUCUUCAGAGUUGACUCCCGAGCAGGAAAUUUCCAGAGGAUUGAGGUCAUCUGAAAGGACACAAGGGGGACUCUCUGGGGUGGCCCCUGGGGGACCAGAGGCUGGAGAUGCCUGUGAAGAUACUUUUGAGGAGCUAGACGGGCAAACCUCAGAUAAAGAUGGGAGCAGACUGGAAAGUGAUUUCUUAGAAAGGACCAAUGAGGAUAAGAAAAAAUCCACCAACGACAGAUGUGAGGGACCUGAGGAGGCAGAGGAGCAUCUAAAUCUGUCCUCCAGUCCUGAUGAACAUCAAGGAGUCCUGAAGGGACAGAAGAUCUAUGAGUGUGAUGAAUGUGGCAAGGUUUUUCAUCGGAGUUCCCACCUCAUUGGCCACCAGAGAAUCCACACUGGAGAGAAGCCUUUUGAGUGUAACGAGUGUGGUAAGUCCUUCCGGCAGACCUCUCAGCUAAUCGUUCAUCGCAGAACCCACACUGGGGAGAAACCCUAUGCAUGUAGCAUGUGCGGGAAGACCUAUCGGCACAGCUCUCACCUCAUUCAACACCAGCUUCUCCAUAAUGGGGAGAAACCAUAUAAAUGUAGGGAAUGUGCAAAAGCGUUCACUCAGAGUUCCCAACUUACCGACCACCAGAGAACCCAUGCUGGGGAGAGAUCGUAUGAGUGCAAGGAGUGUGGAGAGGCAUUCAUUCGGAGUAAAAGUCUUGUCCGACAUCAGGUCCUCCACACUGGUGAGAAGCCUUACAAGUGCAGUGAGUGUGGGAAAGCUUUCUGCUCCAAUAGAAACCGUGCUGACCAUCAGAGAAUGCACACCGGGGAGAAGCCUUAUGAGUGUCAUGAAUGUGGCAAGGCCUUCAGUCGGAGUAAGUGUCUGAUACGACAUCAGAGCCUCCAUACGGGGGAAAAACCAUACAAGUGUAGUGAGUGUGGGAAGGCUUUCAAUCAGAACUCUCAGCUUGUUGACCAUGAGCGAAUUCAUACUGGAGAGAAACCGUUUGAAUGUAGUGAGUGCGGUAAGGCGUUCAGCCUGAGCAAAUGUCUUAUUCGGCACCAGAGGCUUCACACAGGUGAGAAGCCCUAUAAAUGCAAUGAGUGUGGAAAAUCCUUCAAUCAGAACUCACACCUCAUUAUACACCAGAGAAUCCACACUGGCGAGAAACCCUAUGAGUGUAACGAGUGUGGGAAGGUCUUCAGUUACAGCUCCAGCCUCAUGGUACACCAGAGAACCCAUACUGGAGAAAAACCCUAUAAAUGCAACGAUUGUGGGAAAGCCUUCAGUGACAGCUCACAGCUUAUUGUGCACCAGAGAGUUCACACCGGAGAGAAACCCUAUGAAUGUCAUCAGUGUGGGAAAGCCUUUAGUCAGCGCUCCACUUUUAAUCACCACCAGAGAACUCACGCUGCAGAGAGGCCCUCAAGUCUGGUUCAGUCUGUUUUUUAA